AUGAUAAGAAGAUUUAAUUAUUCUUCCAGACCGUUCAGGAUACUUCGGUCAAUACAACCACAUACAUGCCCUCCAAUUUUAGGAACAUCCACCCCUAUAUUUCGAAAGACAUAUUUUAACCUGCCACCCACUCAAAACCUUACUAAAGAAGAAUAUGAAAAGAUAAAGUAUGAUCAACUAGUCAAUGAGCUGUUGUUGAAUACUAUACAAGGGGCUACUGGUAGUAGUAAUAGUAGUUCGGGUGGUAGUACGGAGCAACGGAUGAAGGAUACCAGAAAACUACCCAUUAGCACUGUACUUCUUCUAAUUGCAGCAGGAAGUUCACUUUCUAUGUUGGUAUACGUUAUUGUUCAAUAUAGAAAAUUUGAAAAGGAAACAAACGCUAGCGCCGGAAGUACUAUAACGACAAGAUCAUUAUUUCUCCCGCUUUGGUUUCAUACUAAUUGGUUCAAUCGCAAACGAUACCAAUUCCCUCAAGGGAUUAAUUACUUUGAUCAGGAUUACCAUGAAUAUAUACUAACAGAAAUGUGUCAGUUGAAUAAGUCAAGUAACGACAACCUAGAGAAUUAUUGUUCCAUAUUGGAACAGGAAAAUAUCAAAUACACUGUAUUACAAAAGCUCUCAUCCAAUUCAAAAGUGAAGCAAAUAUUUGGACUUCCUUUAGUUAUUGAGCUGAUUGAUAUUUCCCAGUUUAAGAUUUGGGUUGAAUCGAAAUACCCUGGGGUUUCAGGAAUACGAAUAGAUAUAUCAAAACAAACCAACGAACAAAACAAUGAUAGUAGUACUGAUGUAAAUUUGCUGUGGUGUAUUAAACCUAUAAACUUUGGCUCAAUAGUGAACAAUAUGUUAGUUCAAUUAGGGUUGAAAUUGGACCGACUAGAAUCUUCAAAUGCUGAAAUUAAAACUCAUGAAAAAUCAAGUGGGAAAGUUCACGAAAUGAAAUUAGAAAAAUCUAAACUUGUCCUUAAUAAGAAUCGUGAUUAUGAUAUUGCUUUUACUGGGAAAUUAUUAGUUAUGGAUAAGCUGAAAACUAAGCUGUGGACUUUAAUUUAUAAAGGAAUUAUUGAUUUUGAUCAUUUGAUGAUUAAUAGAGGAGUCAAAAUUGUUUCAAUGGAUUUAAAGAGUGGUACAAGUGAAAACAUUACCUAUAAGAUAUUAUAG
Spathaspora passalidarum NRRL Y-27907 is the source of this 1161-nucleotide messenger RNA. RefSeq lists its product as uncharacterized. NCBI's taxonomy places the organism in Eukaryota, Fungi, Ascomycota, Pichiomycetes, Serinales, Debaryomycetaceae. The record is from RefSeq and is a predicted model, not a curated record. The transcript has a single exon. Bases 1 to 1161 code for a protein of 386 amino acids.